AUGGCUGAAACCAAUGCUAAUAGUAACACAAAUAUUUAUAGUUUUGCUAAAAAUGUGAAAAGAUUUCCAGGUUUGGCAAGGAGGGAAACAUGGAAGGUUGGCAAAGAGGAUCCAAGAAGGGUGGUUCAUUCUUUGAAAGUUGGCAUGGCUUUGACACUAGUUUCUUUGCUGUAUCUGAUGGAGCCAUUGUUCAAAGGGAUAGGGAAAAAUGCUAUGUGGGCUGUCAUGACUGUGGUUGUGGUGAUGGAGUUCACUGUCGGGGCAACAUUAUGCAAAGGACUAAAUAGAGGAUUGGGGACUCUGUUAGCAGGAUCAUUGGCAUUUCUUAUUGAGUAUGUUGCAGAUGCCCCUGGUCAGAUUUUUCGAGCAGUUUUCAUUGGUGUUGCAGUUUUUCUGUUAGGAGCUAUAACUACUUAUGUCAGGUUCAUCCCCUAUAUCAAGAAGAAUUAUGACUAUGGUGUCUUGAUAUUUCUCUUGACCUUUAAUUUGAUAACCGUAUCAAGCUACCGCAUUGAUAAUGUGUGGAACAUUGCAAAAGAUCGCAUAGCCACCAUUGCCAUAGGCUGUGGUCUAUGUCUUGUAAUAAGCGUAGUGGUAUUUCCAAACUGGUCAGGGGAAGACCUCCAUAACUCCACCAUUUCAAAGCUCGAAGGCUUAGCCAACUCUAUAGAAGUCUGUGUCAAGGAAUAUUUUUAUGAUUCUGAAAAACAAGCAACUCAAGAAGAUUCAUCCGAGGAUCCCAUUUACCAAGGUUACAAGGCUGUUUUAGAUUCCAAAGCUAAUGAUGAAACACUGGCCUUACAAGCAAGCUGGGAGCCAAGAUACCUAAGAUAUUGCCACAGAAUCCCAUGGCACCAAUACGCAAGAGUGGGAGCUGCUCUUCGCCAUCUUAGUUACACUGUUGUAGCAUUACAUGGAUGUCUCCAGUCUGAAAUUCAGACACCAAGGUUGAUUCUUGCCGUAUACAAGGACUCUUGCAUCAAACUUGCAGAAGAAGUGUCUAAAGUACUUGGGGAACUAGCCAACAGCAUAAGGAACAAUCGUCAAUUUUCCCCUCAAAUAUUAUCUAAUAAUCUAAAUGAAGCUUUACAAGACCUCGACAAUGUCUUGAAAUCCCAACCCCAACUUUUACUAGGCUCAAGGAAUGGUCAAACCACCAACACCCCAUCUCAAGGAGUUGCACAUUCUGACCAAAAGCUUGAAGAGAACACUAGAAUCUCAUUACCAAGUGUUGAAAAUGAUGCAUGUUCCCCGCGUGAAUGUAAAUCCAAAGAGCACUAUCUUGAACAUUCAAAGGAAGGACAAGAACACAAGAAGGUUUUAAGGCCACAACUGAGUAAGAACGUCAUCACUAGCCUUGAGUUCUCAGAAGCACUGCCCUUUGCUGCUUUCACUUCUUUGCUUGUUGAAAUGGUGGCAAAACUUGACCAUGUUAUGGAUAAAGUUGAAGAAUUGGGACGAAUGGCACAUUUUAGAAAGUUCAAAGAUGAUGAUGAGAUUGUUGUGACUUGUGAGAAACCAAAACUGAAUAUUAAUAUAGCUCAGAAUGACUUGCCUUCUUAUGGAGCAGAGUAG
Molecule: messenger RNA, 1575 nt
Organism: Abrus precatorius (Indian licorice)
Lineage: Eukaryota; Viridiplantae; Streptophyta; Magnoliopsida; Fabales; Fabaceae
Product: aluminum-activated malate transporter 12-like
Exons: 6
Coding region: 1-1575 (524 amino acids)
Biological process (GO): malate transport
Cellular component (GO): plant-type vacuole membrane
Source: RefSeq, a predicted model, not a curated record